Molecule: messenger RNA, 900 nt
Organism: Syzygium oleosum
Lineage: Eukaryota; Viridiplantae; Streptophyta; Magnoliopsida; Myrtales; Myrtaceae
Product: homeobox-leucine zipper protein ATHB-52
Exons: 1
Coding region: 159-746 (195 amino acids)
Biological process (GO): positive regulation of DNA-templated transcription
Cellular component (GO): nucleus
Molecular function (GO): sequence-specific DNA binding; DNA-binding transcription factor activity, RNA polymerase II-specific
Source: RefSeq, a predicted model, not a curated record
CUCUCUCAUACCUUCCCAAUUUCAUAUCAUAUUGGCUCAACUUGUGUCUCCAACCAAUCCAAAACCUUAUAUAAAGACAUCAAAAAGUGCAAAAACCCAUAUCCAGCUCUUAAUCACACCAAGCUUCUCUUCAUGUGUCGUGUCGGGUCCUAGAAGAGAUGGAGUUUUUCCAUGCCCAUCAUCACCUGAAGCCAAAACAGAAGCAGCAGCAGCAGCCAUCGUCGUCCAAACAGGUCGCCACGAAGAGGCUCUCCCCAGACCAAGUGAGGCUCCUGGAGCGGAGCUUCGACUCCCACAAGAAGCUCGACCCAGACCGCAAGCUCCAGCUCGCGGCCGAGCUCGGCGUCCCGCCCAGGCAGGUCGCCAUCUGGUACCAGAACCGGCGCGCCCGGUGGCGGACACAGACCAUCGAGCUCGACUGCAGCGCCAUGAAGCUCGAGCUCGACGGCGCGCUGGCCGAGAAGCGGAGGCUCGAGCGGGACGUCGCAUCGCUCCGCCAGGAGCUCGACAAGGCUCGGGAGAUGCUCGACGCCGCUCAUGGCAAUGGCCGGGACCGUGGCCGGGACCGCGGCGAGGGUGGCAACGGCGCCGUUCCUGAGGUUCCGAUGAGCUGCGUGUUCAACGAGGACGACGUGAAUUGGUGCGAUUGGGACGAUGGCAAUGAGGUCCUGCGGAUGGAGGAUGGCGAUGGCGACGACCUCCACGCCUGUUGGAUGUUGACUAACAACGGGUCGCGCUCGGAUUGAGGAGAGAGAUCGAUUGUCGUGUGUCCAAGUUGAUCCUAAAGUAAUUAAUGUCGGACCAUAUUGACCAAUGUUCCCUUGAUGUAAUUGUACUUUCUAUUGGAACGAAAGGUCAUCUUCAUGUAUGUUCUAACGUCAAGCUAAGUUUUUCCGCGCA